Messenger RNA from Arachis stenosperma, 1025 nucleotides. Its product is annotated as ubiquitin-conjugating enzyme E2-17 kDa. The transcript is spliced from 4 exons. Gene Ontology annotation, molecular function: ubiquitin conjugating enzyme activity. Gene Ontology annotation, cellular component: nucleus. Gene Ontology annotation, biological process: protein polyubiquitination. Lineage: Eukaryota; Viridiplantae; Streptophyta; Magnoliopsida; Fabales; Fabaceae. The record is from RefSeq and is a predicted model, not a curated record. Bases 275 to 721 code for a protein of 148 amino acids.
CAAUAUGGAGCACGCGAAUCCGGAAAACCGAACAUUCUAGAAAACCUAGCCUUCUAUAAUUUCCCCCAAUUUCCAUUUCUCCUCUUUCUCCCUCUCUUGAUUUCCCAAUCAACGCAACAAACCAAACCCUUACCAAAAUUUUCAAUCCUUUCUUUUGCUUUCCCCUUCAGGUUUUUCUCUUCUUCUUCGCUUCUAUCAUAUUCGUGCCUCUUCAGUUUUUCGUUUACAAUUUCAACUUAUUCUAUUUAGGGUUUUUUGUCGCAGUUUUUUAAGCAUGGCAUCGAAACGCAUCUUGAAGGAGCUCAAAGAUUUGCAGAAGGACCCGCCUACAUCAUGCAGCGCUGGUCCUGUGGCUGAGGACAUGUUUCACUGGCAAGCAACAAUCAUGGGACCAGCUGAUAGCCCAUAUACCGGCGGUGUUUUCCUUGUUUCGAUUCAUUUUCCUCCGGACUAUCCAUUCAAGCCACCAAAGGUUGCAUUUAGGACCAAGGUAUUCCAUCCAAAUAUCAACAGUAAUGGAAGUAUAUGCCUUGACAUUCUUAAAGAGCAAUGGAGCCCUGCACUAACAAUUUCGAAGGUUCUUUUGUCAAUUUGCUCAUUGUUGACGGAUCCCAACCCUGAUGAUCCUCUUGUCCCUGAAAUUGCGCACAUGUACAAGACUGACAGGGCUAAGUAUGAAGCUACUGCACGCAGCUGGACACAGAAGUAUGCUAUGGGAUGAUUAUAAAUACUUUUGGUUUGCUGUUUAAAUUGAGCUGCGUAAUCACGACUACGACUUAUGUCAAACAAAAUGAUAUUUUGAAUGAAUGUUCUAUCUUUUCUUAUCAGUGGAACUAAGCCAUGGUAAGGGAAUUGGUUUUUAUCAUUUGUGAAUAUUUCUUUGUGAGACAAUGGUGAUGGAAGUUGUAAUGUAUUGGCAUGCAGAUUUCCUUUUUUUUAAUUGACCUUCUAUUCUAAACCUGUGAUAAAGUAAUAUAUAUAUAGUUGUGAAAACUACUUAUGAGUAAGCGGAGUAAUUUGAGCUA